Molecule: messenger RNA, 3565 nt
Organism: Fomitiporia mediterranea MF3/22
Lineage: Eukaryota; Fungi; Basidiomycota; Agaricomycetes; Hymenochaetales; Hymenochaetaceae
Exons: 3
Coding region: 843-2819 (658 amino acids)
Biological process (GO): regulation of transcription by RNA polymerase II
Cellular component (GO): nucleus
Molecular function (GO): DNA-binding transcription activator activity, RNA polymerase II-specific; RNA polymerase II cis-regulatory region sequence-specific DNA binding; zinc ion binding
Source: RefSeq, a predicted model, not a curated record
GAAACCGGCUCGAUGCAUCCGGCCAUUUCUAACUCUUUACAACGAAUGAAUUAGCGUGGACAUUACAAUAGACCACGUCACAAUUGCCUGCUGUGCUGUUUGUUUCGUGCGAUCAAAGGACAGAAACAAGGCCGGAUUUAACACGGCGUUCGGACGACACCGACGUCGAAGCCUAAAAAGUUAAACGACGAGUCGAAGCUUCCGAGGUUACUGCGAGUACCCGUGUUCUGUGCCGUCUUGUGCUUGUGCCAGGUAGCCGAACCUCCCGCGAGUCCAUACGCGUUUUCUGUCCAGCGAGGCUGUCCCAUAGCCCGACAGAAAAUAUAAUUAACAACACAACAGCACUACUUACUGGUAGUCUAGUUGUUCGCACAUGCUAUCACCUUCGCAGAUAGUCCGCAAGGGGAAACAGCCACAAUUGCCGACCCGUCGCCCCGUUGCUGGUGCUGUCGUACUAAUCAUCGCAAAGCCCGAGCUGCGACAGAUCGCAAAGGGUGUUAUGUGAUCAGAUCUAUAGAAAUCUUUCCCUGAUCCUGAUCAAAUGACUUGCGGCCCCGACCGACACUCUGCCUUUUUUCCACAAAUCCCUGCUCGCGCGUCUGCCCGGAUAUAAAAGUAUCCCAUCUGCGCCAAUCCUCGCUUGUGCUUCCUUUCGCUCCUCAUCCCGCCGGCCAAGCAUCAUCAAUCAUCAUCUGCUGCUAUUUAGCUACUCAGGUCUCUGAACUCUCAACCUUCGACUCCUACGGCCCGCCCACAUUCCGUCUACCUUACCAACUGCAUGCUGCUGGCUCUUCUGUGCUCUCUCCGUUCAUUGCUUUGAUCUUCUGAGGACGCAUCUAGCAAUGCAUCGCUCACCGCGCAGCGUCUCGUCCUCUCAAUCUCCGACCGAUGUGCACGAUCGCAGACUAGAACGCGAACGCGAGUAUGAGCACGAGCGAGAGCACGCAUUUGAAAGAGAACGCGUCGAGCACGGCCGACGAGCGCUUCCGGAAUCGCAUUCUCCGCCUCCGCCCUCUUCCGCGCGCGGUGUCGGCGGAGGACAGGCGCGCGCCCCGCGGCAAGGGCCUCCAACUGCGCUGCCGUCCAUUCACCAUCUGCAUCCCGAUCUACCGCCUCCCCACGCGCAUCGUCACGCCGUACCAGCACAGCAGUAUAGUCCUUCCGAAUUUCUUCCUGGCGCGUCAUAUGGUCCUUCGUCUGCCUUCUUUGCUGGCAGUCAGCGGUCCCCCGCACUCGCAACUACAACCACAACCUAUCCGCCCCCUCCUGCAUACGAAGAGCGCAAGAUGUCCUUCGACAGACCGCCUGGCGUAAGGUCACUCGCUCAGCCUCCGUCCGCCAUGUAUUCCGAGCAGCACAUCUCACCCCCUGAAGGCGACUCGGAUCAAGAGCAGAAUGACUCUGAACGGGGGCCUCCGAAGAAGAAGCGCAGAAGACAAGCGUUGAGCUGUACCGAAUGUAAACGACGAAAGAUCAAGUGCGAUCGCACGCACCCAUGUGGCCCAUGUUCACGGCGUAGUGAGCCGGACAAAUGCCAGUGGCACGUAAUUGAACCUGUUGAUAAAUACGUGACUCGCUCCGAGUGGGACGACCUGUAUGCAAGAUAUCGGCUGCUCGAGGAGCGCUGCAUACGAUUAGAGAAGCUCGUUGUACAGAUGCACCCCGAGAUUACCGAAAAUUCACCAUAUGAGAUAGUGACUGGCAAUUCCGCUACAAUACACUCUCCAACUGCCCCACGCCCGACUGCUAUUUCGACGCGUGCCUAUGCACUUGCUGGUCCUGGCACAUCUGGAGCUGGCGCAAGCUCAAGUGCGGUAAACCAGCGUGUUACGCCGAGUACUCCACUGUCCGCCCUUCCUGGACCAGGACCUAGCCCUCGCUCAGGCCCAGGAGCAGGUGUCCCCGCACUUCCUGUCGGCUCGAACACAGGCGCGGAAAGCUCUUUGUCGGCACGAUCAGGCUCUGCACCGCCACCGAUGCUCGCGACGCCGCACUCGGCGGGUCCUUCUCAUCCUCCGCCGCAUCCGGAUCGUCGUACGUCCGCAUCGGCUUUGCAUGCCUCGUUUCCUGCGGUCUCUGAACGCACCGUACCCUCUUAUCAGGUCACAUCGUCGGAAACGGCGCCGUUGGCGCGCGUCCGUCCGCUUACCGCGCCGUCGCCUCGUAGUUACUCGUAUCCUCCCCCACCGCCACUUUCGGAGGAGAUACCAGGCUACUUACCAUCUAGGAGUCACGGAAGUUCUUUACGUGGGCGUCCCUCAGCCGCCCCUGAACCGACAAGUGUUUCAAGCUCCAGGAUACAUACAGCUCGAACUAGUGCUCGGCCAUAUCCGUCGCCUCUCUCGUCCGCAGGCGGCGGCCGUCAAAUUUAUUCAGACGACGCAGCUGCAGAAUUGGAAAUGGACAUGCGUUAUGCAAGGCAUUUUGAACGUGAACACAGACACGGGCGUGACAUCUCAUAUGAGCGUCCCGUGCCGGCUCCGCAAAGGCGCAGCCCGGAGUCAAAAAAUGGGGAGGCGCAGACGUUCGAGGCGGGUGACGCUCUGCGCCAACGCUGGUCUGCCUCGCCUGCCCUUGACUCUAGGUCUCCAUUUUUAUCUCGCGAGCCGUUACCACCAGCUCCUGGCCCAGCCCCGUUUACAACCCGUUCGCUGUUGACGCACGCAAAUCCCGUUUAUGCUCACUCGGAUGACUCUACCCCGUCCAGUUCCCGUAUUGGCUCGCCUGAGACGCCUCCGCGUAAGCGAGCGCGCCACGGUAGUCUCUAUCUCAAUAUUCCUUCUGCACCCGGGACUCCGCCGCCUGUUUUGGUCCAUUAAACGAAUGUUAAACGGCACUGUAACGGUCAUUGCUGAUUGUGUCAUCUUUUCUUGGUGUGGUUCACUCAACGGCACAUUGUUUCGUCGCCGCCGCCAAGUGUACCUCGCUUACGGUGUUCUGCUCAACUAACUCUCUCGUCACCCGUCUCAUCCCUCUUCCGGUAUGAUAGGAGGAUGUCGUCGAGACGGCCUGAUGGUUCCUUCGCAACACUGCUUUCGUCGACUUUUUCGUUUCAUCUAUAUGUCUCAAUGGUUUAGGACUUUGCUUUCUUAGUGUCAUUUGUUAUUGCGCAGUUCUUUGCUGUUCCUCCUUCCAUGCUUUGUCACGUAUGGCGAUUGCUUAUUUUUACUACGUGCCACUCUACAUUCUCCUAUCCGGCAUGUGGUGCCGUUCUGUAUACCUCGUGUUUCACGUUUUUCGCCAUGCCAGUGGAGGACCUCUUGCCGAGCAUGUGCUUCCCUUCGUUUGACUCGCUGUGCACCCCUCCUAUUACUAUAUUUACCCUUUGAUAUAAUUCCGUGAUAUCCGCAGACACUCUGUCUCUUCUGGCUCGAACACCCGUUUCAGCACAUACCCUCUUUCUAUUACUCUUACAUCGUGUUUCUCAAAGUCUCACAUGAUACUCAUCACCUGUUCAGUACAUACACACACAGCUCAUCAUGCUACUACUUCUACAUACUUUCUUCGCCUCUUUUACGGCCCAUUUGCUAAAUUUAACGACCCUGCUAUAUUGUCCCUCUAUCAG